UUUCGUUUUUAUUUGAAUGAUAAUUUUAUUCCUUGUUAUUUUUUGACGAACUUAAUAUUUAUUUAUUAUUUAUUGUCAUUUUUUUUUUGAAUGACUAAUUUGUAAUUCAUUUAAAGUCAAAACUUUUUAAUCAAUUAUUGCAUUAUUUUUUUAUUAAGUAUAUUUUAAUUGUAUUAUACUAAUGUGUAAUAAUUAAUAAAUGGAAAACGCUAAGGGUCCAACAUCAACACAUACAAAACCUCCAGAGAACCGAAAUGAUAAUAAGGAAAACAAAUUGCAUUCAUUGAAAGAAGUUCCAAAAAGAGGAUUUGUUCAAAUUAAAGAAUCAUUUAGAACAUUGAAAAAUGUUAAUAGACAGCCAGUUAUUGUUAAAGCAGAUAAAGGUGGUGCUAUACGAUUUAUGGGUGAUGGAGUUAGUUUCAAAGCCAAGCUUAUUGGCAUAUUGGAAGUCAGUGAGGCUCGAGGGGAUAGAAUGUGCCAAGAAGCGUUGUUUGACUUGAAGAUGGCGAUAAGGGCCGCCGGAGAGCACAAGCAACGCAUUACCAUAAAUGUAGCAAUUGAUGGACUUAAAUUGAGGGAUGAAAAGACUGGGGAUUGUUUAUAUCAUCAUCCUAUACAUAAGAUAUCAUUCAUAGCACAAGACAUGGUAGAUUCAAGAGCAUUUGGAUACAUAUUCGGUUCUCCUGAUACCGGUCAUAGAUUUUUUGGUAUAAAAACAGAUAAAGCAGCAAGUCAGGUUGUAAUUACUAUGAGAGAUCUUUUUCAAACAGUUUUUGAGUUAAAAAAACAAGAAAUAGAAAUGACUAGGCAACAACAAAUUAUGAAAGGCAGUGGACUUUAUCUAGAAGCUCUUGCAAGUACAGCAUCAAAAGUUGAUCAUGCUAGCUGUAAUGAUGAUGGCUCUAAAAGAUUCAAUCGUGAUUUGUCAAGUAUGGACAAAUCUGAGUUUAAAAACACAACCCCAAAUGCUAAUGAUCUUUUGAACUUGGAACUUGAACUGAAUAAUUUACAACAAGGUUUGUCACAAAUGGAAAGUAUUACCCCACCAUCAGCUGAUCCUUUUGGAGAUUCUUUUACUGUUAUUCCAACUGUUGCAUUAACAAAAUUACCACCGCCGCCAAGUUCUGGAGAUCGAAGAACACGUAAUAGUUCAGCUCCUUCAAGUUCAGGACAGCCUGAAAAACAUUGGUUUGACAAAGAAACUGAAAGUAUUUUCAGUAUGACAAAUCCUAGUGAAGUUCGUCAAUCCCUCCAAGCAUCUGAUUUUAAGGUCAUUGAAUCAACUAACCGUACAAGUCCAACAAUUAAGUGCGAUGCAUUUGAUGUUUUUACUGAACUAGAUCCAUUAGGAACUGGUCGUAGUAAACCUUAUGUAGACAAGAAAGAUUUCUUUCAAGAGCUCAAAAAUCCUCCAAAGAAAAUAUUAAAUCAACUUGCUGCGUACGAAAAUGAAAAAAUUUCAGAGCAACAAUCUCAAAGUUUACCAACUAAAACUGUAAGUGAUUCAUUUUCUUCUGAUCUGUCGUUUAACGAUACCAGUGGACGUAUGGAAGAUCCUUUUAAAAAUGAUAAUUUUAAUAAAUCUCAUUCGAAUUCUGUUGAAAUGGAGUUUGCUGAUUUUUCUUCAUUUGAAUCUUUGAAACCAGUUUCGCCACAAUUGCAACACAAAUCUCCAUUAUUAAAAAGUGAUAGUUCAUCAUCACAAAAUUCUGCUCAAGGAUUAUUGAAGGUAUCCCUUCCAUCAGAAACACAAAAGCCAUAUAAUAUAUCUACAUCACCCAAGUAUAAUUUAAUGUCUAAAAAUAGAACAAAAAUAAAAAUGAGAAAAUCUCCAAGUCCAGAUUAUUAUAGAAAUGACGACCCAACUUCACCUGAUGAUGAUUAUGCUAUUAUGAAAUUAAUGACAUUGCCUCAACGAAUAGACAUUGCUCCUGAACCUCCACCAAGACCUUCAUCUUCAUUGGAGCCUCCGCCUUUGCCACCUAAAAAACAACAAAUACCUUCUAAAACCGUUAAACCAAUACGUACACGUAAUUGUCAUUAUGACUAUAUAGAAAAUUAUGUUAGUUCCUACAAUUUACCAACUACACAACUAGAAAAUGAAGCCCCACCAUUACCAUUACCAUCUAGAAAACCAAAAAAUGACAUUAAGAAAAAGAAAGAAGAAGUUGAUUCUGAAUAUUAUUUAGUACCUGUUUCUGUAAGAAAAACUAGCAGUGAAUUAAAGUCAAAUAUAUCUACUUCACUUGAUAUUACAUUAAGUCAAUUAACAAAAACAGGGUUUAGUGAUUUAGCAGAUACAUUAAGAAUAUCUCCCACUUCUUUAUCCAAGAUGACUUUAAAAGAGUUGACUUUACGUUUGUCCAAGUUAACAGUAAAUAGCAAUGAAGAAACACAAACUAUUCCUAAAAAGACUGAAGAAGAUAAGAAAGAACCAGAAAAAUCUUUGUAUGAUAAAUAUGCAGUAUUUAGAGAAUUAUUGGAUGAGGAAAAAACUAGUGAGACUGUAGUUACAGAAAAUGAUAAAUAUGCAGCCCUCAGAGAUAUUCCAAUAAAAGAACCUAUGCACGAAGAAGAAUCAUCAGAAAACUUUCCAAUUGAAGAAAUUGUUAAAUCAAAUCAAAACAAUAAUAUUUCAGAACAAAGUGAGGUUGAAUUAAAUAAUGAACAAGUAUUUGAACCAGAAGAUGAAAAAAUUAUUGAUGAAGUGGUUGAAACUAAAGAAAAUGUAGAAGUUGACGAAGAUGAUGAAGAUGAUGAUGUACAAGGAGAUGAAGAUGAUGAUGAAGAAGAUGAAUACGAAGAAGAAAACUGUGCCGUUAAAAACGAGGAUUUAAAAGGAGCAGUUGAAUGUGAAGUUUCAAAAGAAGAAGUUACUACUGCAAUUAUAAACCCUGAAUCAAUUGAAAAUAACACAUGUCAAAAAUUGUUUGAUAACGCUCAAUGUUGGGCAACUUUUGAUGCUGAACCAGAAGCAAUUAAAAAUCCAAAUUCUCCUUGGGCUGCAGAUGAUCGAGAAGCACCAACUACUAAACCUAAAGUUAAUUUGAAAAAAGUACCUUCUAAUCGUAGUAAGUGUUCAUCUAGCUGGGAUGAUUGUGAAGAAUCUGAAGAUAAUUGGGAUACUGCAAAAAGAAGUUUAGAAAGUUCAAUUGAAGAUUUCCCUCGAACCGUAAAUGGUUGGAGUGAUGGAGAAUCUAUGUAUGAGGAUGAACCUUAUUAUGAAAGAAAACCUAAUCGUAGAAGUAACCGUAAAAUAUCACCUCGGCGUCGUGAACCAUCUCCGUGGGAUGAAGGGACUAGAUAUAAUGAUGAAUGGGAGUCACCAUAUAUGAUUCCACACUGGAGAGUUCCACAUAUGGAUGACGAACGGAGAAGGUCAUCAAAAGAUGAUAAAAGGCGUGUCUAUGCUCGACCUGACAUUGAAAGAAGAGUUCAAAAACUACCAUCUACUCCGAACUGGGAAGAUGAAAAAUACCAAAGGUUAAUGUACGAAAGGCGAAGAAGAUAUCUUGAAGAACAAUACAAUUGGGAUCGAUUUGGCCCUCCAAUUCCAAAAGGUUUCAAAAAUUAUUCUAGGCCUCCUAUUGAUAAUAGCGAUGAUGAUGAUGUAAAAAUGCGAUAUAGAUUACCCAAAAAAAAUCGUUAUGUGUCUUCAACAACACCUAGAAAGCCUAGGAGAUCCUAUCAUCGUCGAAGUGAUGGGAGUGACGAAGACCACAACAUUCCACCUAGAAAGCCAUAUAGUCAAGAAGAAUUGGAUUUAAGUGAAUCUGAAUUAGAACAAAAUUGGUCCAGAAGAUCAAAAAAUAAAUGGUCUUUGAAACGUAAUCAAACCUCUCCUUUUGAUGAUAAUUUUACACCCGGUAGUCCUGAUUCUUCCUUAUUUACAAAAACUAUGAGCACUUGUUCUGAUUUAGGAUAUCUUACUAAGCCAUCUCCGUCCACUAGUUCUAAGACAAAUAGGAAUAUAAGAAAACCAAAACGUUCAGAUAGUGGUCAUAGGUCUAUUGAUUCAAACUCUAAAACCGAAGGAACAAAGCGUUCUCCAUUUGAAGAUGAUUUUACACCAGAAAAUGCUGCCAAAGGUAGUAUGUCUAGUGAAUUUAGUUUUAAAGACGAUGACGUAUUUGUUGCAAAAGAUAUAAAAAUUUCACAAGAAGAAGUAUCAAAUUCGCCUAAAGAGAUGAAAAAAUCAGAGUCCAUAAACAUAUUUUCCAGAAAUACAGAUCCAUUUGAGGAUGAUGAUUUUUUUAAUCAGGAAGUAUCUAGCAAACCAAAUCUGGCAUCUCUGGAAGAGGCUAUUUCUGAUCGUGAAGAAGACGAAUGGAACAAACGGCCUGAUCGAACAAAAAAUGAAUGAGGCUAUCAUUAUGUGGUCCGGCCUAAAAUAAAGGGGGCCACUAGUAAGUUCAGAAAAGUUUUUAAAAAAGUUAAUAAAUUUAUGAACAAAUUAUUUUGAUUAACUUUUUUUUAAUCCAAUACUGACACUGACAAACCAACUACUUUUUAUUUUAAAUUUUUAGUUACUACCUGCUGUAAUAGAUUUAAUUUGUAUUUAAUAGGAAAAGAGUUUUAAGUUUUCAUUUUUGAAUAAACAUGUUUUUUUUUUUAUUCACACAUUAUAAUAUUAUAGAACCAGUUUUAAUUGUUGUCACCAGAAUCUUUUAUUUAUUUAUUCACAGAAACUGCUUUAUUUGUUUCACCAUCGUUGUUGGAAUUGUAAUCUCAAUAAGUUUUUAUACAGCAAUAUUGUUUUCAGAUGUGUGUGCAAUACUAAUAUUACUAAUAAUAUUAACCAUUAUUAUUUUAUCAUUAUUAUUAUCGUACAUUAAUGGCAAUAUACUCUUGACAUAGAUUAAUAUUGUACAUACAUAAAAUACUGUAUUAUGAUAUGUUUUUAAUUGUUCUUCUGUAUUAUUUAGUUUUUGAGUUAUCCUUAUAAUAUUUCUGUUGAACUUUCUAUGUAUAAUUUUGUUAUAAGUAUCUUUGUUAUACGUUAAAGGUUAAUUCAUCUGUUAGCUAUUUCCCUCCGUUCAUCGAAAAAAUUGUGUACUUAAUCUAUGUUCUUAGUAUAAUAAUAUGUAUCGAUGUUCCUUUAAAAUAGUAUUGUGUUUUGUGAAUUUUUUUUUAUCGCCAUUUAUAAUCUUAGAAAAAUGUUCACCAAGAUUGUUUUUUAAAAAAAAUCUAUUAAAAUAAUUGUAUAAAAAAAAAUGUUAACAAUAAUAUUAUUAUACAUGGGUAAUGUUAGCGGAUUAAUCUAACAAAUGCAUGGAAGAUAUUUUAUUAUUGUAGUGCCAUAUAUAAUUUUUGAUAAUGACAAAAAAUUGAUGACAGUUUUUUUUUCAUUUUACAACAAUUGGUUUUUAAAUCCACUUACAUUUUACACCCAUAAAAUUAUUGAAAAUGUAUUGUACAACUAAUGUUAAAUUUGGAAUACUGUAAUAUGUCUAUAUUCCAAAAUAUUGACUAUUUAAACAUAAUCUACAUAAUACAAAUCUGUUUUGUGUAGAUCUGCAUAGUUUUUUUUUCUACUUAAUUGUUAACCAGUUAUACCUUACCUAUUUGAUGUUUUAGUUUGUAAAAUUAGUUGAUUACAUCACAUUAUUAUGUUGAACAAAUGUGUAUAAAUGUUUAGAUACAUUAUGUUUUUGUCCAAAAAUAAUAAUUUUCAAUGUAAAAUUAUUGAUGUUUACACGAAAAUAAAUGUUAAUAGGCAUAGGGUGCGCCAUUUUACCACCAUA
Messenger RNA from Rhopalosiphum padi (bird cherry-oat aphid), 5744 nucleotides. RefSeq lists its product as uncharacterized. The transcript is spliced from 6 exons. The coding region runs from base 200 to 4363 and encodes 1387 amino acids. NCBI's taxonomy places the organism in Eukaryota, Metazoa, Arthropoda, Insecta, Hemiptera, Aphididae. The record is from RefSeq and is a predicted model, not a curated record.